GAUCCCGGCUUCCCGGCCCUCCAUGCGCGCUCGGUGCCGCCAUGUACCGCCUGUGCCGCGUGUCCCCGCUGCUGUCGCCGCUCUCCCCGCCGCUGUCCCCGCCGCUGUCACCGCUAUUGUCACCGCUGUUGUCGCCAGGACCCUCGCUCCGUGUCCCCCGCCCCGCCCGGUUCGCGCUGCCGGGGCCGGGCCCGCUCCGCGCCGCCGCCAAGGAUGCAGGUGAACCCCUCAAAAAGACAGCCACUGAUCCCAGUGCUGAAAACAAGACGCUCAACAAAUCCCAGCAGCUGAGACAAGUUUUUAAAGAAUAUGGUGCUGUAGGGGUUUCCUUCCAUGUUGGAAUUUCGUUAGUAUCUCUGGGAAUCUUCUACCUGGCUGUGUCAAGUGGCGUGGACAUGACUGCAGUUCUGUUCAAGCUGGGUUUCAGUGAGGCCUCUGUGCAGUCCAGGAUGGCAGCAGGCACCAGCACCUUUGUGCUGGCCUAUGCUGUGCACAAGCUCUUUGCCCCAGUGCGCAUCAGCAUCACCGUGGUGUCCGUGCCCUUCAUCGUCCGCUACUGCCGCAAGGUCGGCUUCUUCAAACCCCCUGCCUCCAACCCCUGAGGCAUUCCUGCCUUUUGCUUUCCAAGUGUUCCAUAUCUACGUAGCUCUUCAGGUGCAAAGUUUCUUUAAAGGACUUGGUUGGGAUCAUGYUGGACCUCAUCUUGCAUUUCUAAUUGUUCUUUCAGGUAAAUGUCACUGUGAAAAGCGCUGUCCUUAUCUCCUUUCCCUUUUGCCACUUGUUCUUGGGAAAAGCCUGUUCAAAUGGGAUUUGGYUUGUGCUGCAAGUGGGAAUAUAAAAUCUUGACAAUGGGCACACAGUUUUGGGUCUUUACAAUGCAGCUUUUUGAGCCUUCAUUGUUUUUCUUUUCAAAACAGUCAUAGCAUUGGUUUAUUACUGUGUAGCUGAGAAACUGUGAGAAUCUCUUCCCACUAGAAUAAAUAAUAUCUUACUACACUGGUACUUCUCUUGAGAAGGGUAUACAUUGGAAUCUAAAAUGGCAGGUGGGUGUUUCUUUUGUUAGAAGAGGCUUUUAGUACAGCCCCUACAGGCACUGAACUCACUUCAGUAGGAGURUGCAUCUGAUUAUUGCACAGUCAUGAUUGGUUUAGUCACAAUAGGUGAUUCACUGUUCUGAAACUUCUGUGUAGUGCUUCCAUAUGCCAAGAUUUUAUUAUUUGAAGAUGUGCUGGCUGGGAGCCUGCCUUACUGAAAUCCCUUUUUUUUCCAUGUCUAUAGACUCAGAAGAAAUCCUAAGUCUACUGAAAUCAGUGUGACCAGAAUUACCUAUGUGAACAUACUCCAAAGAGCAUUAAGUCAGAGAUAAGCUGGGGGRUUUUAACAUUUUGAGAUCUGGCUUUGUACUGGAAAUACCUUUUUUUAUAUCUUAAAACAAACCCCAGCAGCUUUCUGCUCCUGGGGAUGCACCUGAAGUCCAGACAUUCCAAUUCACAGCUUCCCAGGAGGAAUUCCUGUGCUUUGGGCUGAGACUGGUGAAUGUAGCAAUGAGAGGGUUUUGCCUUUCCUUAUGGGGACACUGUUGUGUUAGAAUGUAGUUACAUGUAUGGAUAUCCACAUUCCACCUUCCAGUUAAUCUGAAGAUGGAAUCCCAAAACAGCUAAGUGGAGUUUUGAGGAGACUGGCUGAGGACAGGAAGGAGGA
This is a messenger RNA of Malurus melanocephalus (red-backed fairy wren), 1701 nucleotides long. RefSeq names its product family with sequence similarity 210 member B (gene MIMS2). The coding region runs from base 42 to 602 and encodes 186 amino acids. NCBI's taxonomy places the organism in Eukaryota, Metazoa, Chordata, Aves, Passeriformes, Maluridae. Gene Ontology annotation, cellular component: mitochondrion. The record is from RefSeq and is a predicted model, not a curated record. The transcript has 3 exons.